UUUCUUCCAAGAUAAAGUGUUUUUGUUUCCAUUAUAAAAUUAAUUAAAAAAAUCUAAAAAAUUAAUUUGCAGUGCGAGUGCGAGCCCUCACAGCGCACACCCAAACAUGGAACCUAAUGACAACCAACUGACCUCCUUCUUCCACCACCACCACCACCACCACCACACUCACCCUCCUCCCCCUCCGCCCCAGACCUCCGCCUCCCCCACCAACGGCCUCCUCCCCAACGCCGAUGCCUCCCACAUGCUCUACCCUCACUCCGUCGCCUCCGCCGUUUCCUCCCAGCUCGAGCCCGCCAAGAGGAAGCGCGGCCGCCCCAGGAAGUACGGAACGCCGGAGCAAGCCCUCGCCGCCAAGAAAGCCUCCACCACCUCCUCUCAGUCGUUCUCCGCGGACAAGAAGCCCCACUCUCCCUCCUUCCAUUCCUCUUCUUUCGCUUCUAAGAAAUCCCAUUCCUUCGCUCUAGGCAAUGCAGGGCAAGGCUUCACUCCUCAUGUCAUUUCUGUUGCUGCGGGUGAGGAUGUUGGCCAGAAAAUCAUGUUAUUUAUGCAACAAAGUAGGCGUGAGAUGUGUAUCCUGUCAGCAUCUGGUUCCAUCUCUAAUGCCUCUCUUCGCCAGCCAGCAACCUCAGGAGGCAACAUUACCUACGAGGGUCGGUUUGAGAUUAUUUCACUAACUGGUUCUUAUGUCCGUAAUGAACUUGGAACUCGAACUGGUGGUCUCAGUGUAUGCCUAUCUAAUACUGAUGGACAAAUCAUAGGUGGUGGAGUUGGUGGGCCACUUAAAGCAGCUGGUCCAGUUCAGGUCAUCGUUGGAACAUUUUUUAUUGACAACAAGAAGGAUACUAGUGCUGGUGUAAAAGGUGAUGCCUCUGCCAGCAAGUUGCCAUCUCCAGUUAGCGAACCAGUAUCAAGUUUAGGCUUCCGCCAAACGGUUGACUCUUCCGGUGGAAAUCCAAUCCGUGGUAAUGAUGAGCAUCAAGCUAUGGGGGGAACUCAUUUCAUGAUUCAACAGCUUGGUUUGCAUGGGACACCUCCCCGGUCCACAGACUGGGGCCAUCCGGAUUCAAGAAAUACUGGUUUUGAGCUGACAGGAAGGACAGGUCAUGGGGCACACCAGUCUCCUGAGAAUGGGGGUUAUGAACAAAUUCCUGAUUGAAAAAUGAAGACAGGUUAUGGAUAUGAUAGCAACAAUCGAUGUAUGAUAUCUCUACAUACCAGCAGUCUUUGUCACGUGAUGCCGUUUAUAGUAUGCACCAUUCAUUAAGGAUCGUGGCUUCUGAAAAUUAAUACUCAUGCUUGUCCUUGAAAAUAUUGUUCUGCCUCAUUUACUCAUGUUGUAUUUAUAAAUCAGGGUUGCUUACUUCAUUUUUGCUGGUCUGUUAGUUUCUCUAUACCGGGAUAAAUAUCAUAGAUAUAUGCUUCCUAGAUUAGCUAAUCUAUUGUGGACUAUAUUUCCUUCCAUUUUCAAAGUGCAGUCUUCAAAUUGUUCAAAAUUCUGUCAAGCAUAUAUUAUUAUGGUUCUUCAU
Cajanus cajan (pigeon pea) is the source of this 1529-nucleotide messenger RNA. RefSeq names its product AT hook motif DNA-binding family protein. Gene Ontology annotation, molecular function: minor groove of adenine-thymine-rich DNA binding. Lineage: Eukaryota; Viridiplantae; Streptophyta; Magnoliopsida; Fabales; Fabaceae. The record is from RefSeq and is a predicted model, not a curated record.